Molecule: messenger RNA, 2651 nt
Organism: Sinocyclocheilus grahami
Lineage: Eukaryota; Metazoa; Chordata; Actinopteri; Cypriniformes; Cyprinidae
Gene: ism2a
Product: isthmin 2a
Exons: 6
Coding region: 7-1386 (459 amino acids)
Source: RefSeq, a predicted model, not a curated record
GAAGUCAUGCUGAUUCGAAGCCAAGCUUUACGGUGGGCAGUUUUCUUGACACUUUGUCUUCUGUUGGCGAAGGGGUUCCCUGCAAAAAGAGGAAGAGCAGAUCACAUCAAGAGCAAGAGUGGAGCAUCUCUAGAGGUCAGAGGUCACAGUGGCUCCAAAGAUGUCAGACAGUCACUGCGGGACAUUCAGCGGCAGAACCAAUUGAGGAGUGAGCCACCUUUGCCUCGCCGUCAUAAGAGGAGAUGGUCACAGAUUCGCUCAGAGGGAGUCCUUCCCAAACCUGCUCCACAGGAAGAAGAAGAACCAUUCAUUUUAGACCUGAAGAACUUCCCUGACCUUGCCAACGCAGACCUGGGCUCCCAGAACCCAAACAUUCAAGUUACCAUUGAGGUUGUGGACAACCCACAGAUGGAGAUUGAGAUGGACCUCGCCAAGGAGAGCAGGAAUGACUGGUCCUUGAGCUCAGAAGAGUGGCCAGGCCAUAAAAAGCUCUUCUGGCCGCUGUUUUGGGAAUACCAUGACUCCAGUCAAGAGGGUCCUGGGCAAGGCAGUCUGGAGGAGAACGGAGAGGACCUCAGUUAUGAGGGAGAAGAUUCCCUGUUGAGUGGUGUGGGUGCAGACUGGAACAGACGAUGGAAGGGCUGGGACUCCAUGGACAAUUACGAAUAUGAGGAGGAAGAAUGGAGCGACUGGUCACCAUGCAGCGUCACCUGUGGACACGGGAAUCAAAAGAGGAUUCGUUCAUGUGGCUACGCCUGCACUGCUACAGAAUCACGGACAUGUGAUUUAGAGCGUUGUCCCGAUGACAUUCCUGUGACAGAACCGACUCCUCAUGAAGUGACAAACAGCACAGAGCUUUUUGGCACAGAUGUUGACAGCUGUGAGAAGUGGCUGAAUUGCAAGAACGACUUCCUCCAGAAAUACCUACACCAGGUCCUGACCGAAUUACCCAACUGCCCUUGCGUCUACCCAUCCGAGGUGGUCUACAGCGCUGUCAACAUUUUCGAUAGGAAGUUGCAAAAGACCUAUCGCUGGCGAGAUGCCAGCGGCCCCAAGGAGAGGCUGGAUAUCUACAAGCCCUCUGCAAAGUUCUGCGUUCGCUCGAUGCUCUCCUUCGACAGCACCACGUUGGCUGCACAGCAUUGCUGCUACGACGAUCACAUGAAGCUCAUCACUCGAGGCAAAGGGGCCGGAGCCCCCAACCUCAUCAGUACGGAGUUUUCCCCGGAGCUUCAUUACAAAGUGGACGUUCUCCCAUGGAUCCUGUGUAAAGGAGACUGGAGCCGUUUUCAUGCAGUUCGGCCUCCCAAUAAUGGUCUACAGUGUGUUGAGAACCCGCAGGAAGAUGUCUACAUGAAUGAACUAGAGGAGGCCAGGGAGUACUGAUCCAGACCAUGGAUUUCACAUCAAAUCAACCAGUGUUUGCUUAAUUCUGGAGAGUCCUGUGGUACAGAACGGGCGUCUCACCAGUCUUGAAGUCAAUAAAAGCCUGCUCCUUUCGGAUUGGGCGACUCUUUCACAGAUCUAGACUAUUUAGUUGAUACUAAAUGGAACUCUAGAGAGAUUCAUCUGGAAACUAAAGCUUAGAUACUGUCACAAACUGUUUCGUACUGCUCAACUGCAACAACACUGGUUUAACAUGUUGGUCCAAAGCUCAGAUUGGAAGAUCAUGAUGCAAUUUUCUGUCUUCAGUGAUGUUACGUACAUGCUCCAAAUAAAGUUCAGUAACAGUUCUUCAAUGGCAUCCUCUGGAACAAGUUCACUGUAUUUUCAUUGGAUACACGUUUGUUUUCCUUAAGUGUCCUCAAAGACUCUGGUCCACCAUUAAAGGAAUUCCAGUAAAGCUGCUAGAAUUGUGAGAUAUUCAAAAAUGCAACAGAAUGCCGAUUUUGUUGUCUUUAGACCUGAAGCUCAAUCCUGGCCUCGCUCCAGUCUGUGCGAGAUCAGUCCAAACAAAUCAAACAAAAGCCGCACCACUCUCAAACCGAUUCAACAAAUUUCUGAGAAAAGUCCUUCUCUUUAGAGUUUGUAUAUUGUUACUCCAAAUAUACACAGACCUUGUGUCACUGGAUAGAUAUUUAUGCAGGAUCAUUUGACCUUUGACCUACCUUUUUGCAGAGAAAAAAAUUAAGGAAUCUGAGAAGCGAUAGGGAACCUUUUUUUUAAACUUGCCUUUGAGAAGACGUCCCUCAGCAAUGGGAUGCUUGUUUUUUAAAAUCGGAAGUAUAAUUGGAUCCCAUUCUGUUUUCUUUUUUGCCUUUCAACACAUCUCAGCUUUGUACUGAAUGCAAUAUGAGACAGCCGCCUGAUACCAGUGCAGGGGGCUGUCGGAGCAUGGUUGAUGGAUUGAAGUCUUCCUCUAAAGGUGAGGUGAAGGUAACACUUGUCGUAAACGAACAUCUCUUUAAAUACAAUGGCUCUUUCAAUGUCUCGGUUCAUCCUUGAGUCCCAGUCAAAGCCUAGAGGCUUGCAUGGGAUGUAGUUUGAAGGACCUAAGCCGCCCUUUUCAGCACAAGUGUUAUCAUGAUCUCUUUGUUAGAUGUUGACACGGAAUGCUGGUAAUUUGAUUUCUAAAGUCCCGCUGACAGACGACUGCUCCAUGUAGCAAUAAACAUCCACCUUUGAUAUUAUCAUGAACUGGGCUUAAAAUC